AAAGAUAAAACCAAAAAGCCAAAAAAAACAUACACACAUCAAGACCAUUCUUCAAAUCAAUCAAGUGUUGUGCUGCCAUAAAUUAAUAAUAAUAUCGAUAAACAUUAAACAACACACAACACACAACACAGUUUUCAUGGAUCCCAAUACCUUAUAAACAAGACCCAGAAUCAUCAAUCAUCAUCACCUUCAGCCAUCUUUUAAUAUUUUUCAUGUUUUUUUAAACAUGGCUGAUAACAACAAUAACAAGUCUUCCUUAGUGAUCAAAGAUUUUCAAACUGAUAAAGAAGAAGUCAGUGGGACAAAAAAACAACAGUUAUCAGUUAAAAGAAGUUCGAAUAAAGAUCGACAUACCAAAGUUGAAGGUCGUGGUCGUAGGAUAAGGAUGCCUGCACUUUGUGCUGCUAGAAUAUUUCAGUUGACUAGAGAAUUAGGCCAUAAAUCUGAUGGUGAAACUAUUCAAUGGUUGUUACAACAAUCUGAACCAUCAAUUAUUGCUGCCACUGGAACCGGGACUAUCCCGGCUUCAGCUAUGACUGCAGUUGGAUCCGCAGCUUCACAAGGACUUACUUUUUCGGCUGGGUUACAACAAAAAAUUGAUGAAAAUAGUAGUAGGUCAAGUUGGCCAUUAGUUGGUAAUUUGGGGGUCAGUAGACCCCCAAACCCCAAUCCAAACCAUAUGUCAGGUAUGGCGGGUUUAUGGCCCGCUGUACCUGUAGGUGGAUUUGGUUACCAAUCAUCAGUGUCAUCUUCUGGUCCGGCUGUCAACGGUUUGGGACCAGAAGGGUCGAAUUACUUGCAGAAAAUUACGUUCCCGGGGUUUGACUUACCUGGUUCAAAUUUGAACCAGAUGAGUUUUUCGUCGAUUCUGGGUAAUCAUAAUCAUAAUGAUCAAAGUCAACAGGCGCUUCCCGGGUUAGAGCUUGGGCUUUCCCAAGAUGCUAAUAUUGGGGUUUUGAAUCAACAAGCAUUGAACCAUAUCUACCAAAUAGGUCAAGCUCGGAUGAAUCAGCAACAACAAUCUUCAAAAGAUGAUGAUUCUCAAGGUUCAGAUGGUCAGUAGAAUUAUUAGAUGAAUUGAUUUUGAAUAAAUGAUCAAAACAGAAUGAAGCCCAAAUCUUGUAAGUUUAUGGGAUUUUGGGGUUUCUAUGAUGUUUGUGUUGUAUAUUCUACAGGUGCUUUUGGGGUGUCCCAAUUUCUGACACCUAUCUUUUUUCUUUUUUCUUUCUGUAUAUGAUAAAAUCUUUGUUUCCCAUUUUGGUAAUUACACUUUUUGGGUAUUGGUCAUAAGUUUUAUACAAAUUUAGGCCGUUAAUAACAA
Messenger RNA from Erigeron canadensis, 1321 nucleotides. Its product is annotated as transcription factor TCP20-like. Lineage: Eukaryota; Viridiplantae; Streptophyta; Magnoliopsida; Asterales; Asteraceae. Gene Ontology annotation, molecular function: sequence-specific DNA binding; DNA-binding transcription factor activity. The record is from RefSeq and is a predicted model, not a curated record. Bases 227 to 1063 code for a protein of 278 amino acids. The transcript has a single exon. Gene Ontology annotation, cellular component: nucleus.